Molecule: messenger RNA, 2229 nt
Organism: Phanerochaete carnosa HHB-10118-sp
Lineage: Eukaryota; Fungi; Basidiomycota; Agaricomycetes; Polyporales; Phanerochaetaceae
Exons: 4
Coding region: 1-2229 (742 amino acids)
Source: RefSeq, a predicted model, not a curated record
AUGAGUGUUGCAAGAGAUGAUGAAAACAACUUGAUCGGCUGGGCCGCAAUUGAAGAUUACACCCAGAGACACGACGGUGGAAAAGUGAAGGACUACGCCGAAGAUAUAGACACCAUGCUAGUUUUUGCAGGUCUAUUCUCUGCGGUCCUCACUGCCUUCGUGGUAGAGUGCUAUCCGAUGCUGCAGGAAGACACGGGACAGACAACUAACCAGCUCCUCGGCACUAUCUCGUCUCAGAUAGCUACCACACCGCCUGGCCAGUCAUCUUCCGGCACCACUCCUGCUGCGCCUCCAGGCGCCUCGUCUUUUGUCCCGUCUACCGCCGUCCGUUGCAUCAACUCGCUCCUCUUCCUCAGCCUUAUCUUCAGCCUAUCUGCCGCUCUCUUCGGAAUUUUGGUCAAGCAAUGGUUGCGCGAGUACAUGCAGUGGAACUCUACCCUGGGUGCACCGCGCGAGAACGUCCUGCUUCGCCAGCUACGGUACGAGGCUCUGCAGGACUGGCACGUCGCCGCAAUCAUCUCGUCUAUUCCCGUGUUAAUCGAGCUAGCAAUGAUCAUGUUCUUCGUGGGCAUCGUAGUUCUACUGUGGACACUCGACACCGUCGUCGCAAUCGUUGUCACGGCGGCAAUUACUUUCUUUCUCGGCCUCUUUUCCGCCUUCACCGUCCUGCCAGUCAUCUUCAGACACUGUCCGUACAAAUCUCCGACGGCGUGGGCGUGCAUCGUCCUCUGCGACGCCCUCACCACUGCCAUGGCUUAUCCUGUUCACUUUGUUACCGAGUUCACGCGGAGCGUACGACGUGGGCACUGGAGGCUCCGCACCGUCGGUGUCCGAUAUCCCAGGAGACUGCAGAGCUGGAGGGAGCGCGAGGAGAUGCUGGAGGGAUUUGAGGCCGUGCAUCACCCAUUGUGGCAAGCCUCGCACGAAGUGCGGUGCGGUGUCCGCCGUGCACUGGCUGCAGAGAGGCUUGGUCUCAGCAAGGACGGUGCCCUGCUCGAUGCGGCGCACCAGAGCUUAGCCGUAGUGUCCUCUCCUAUAUCCUUGCUCAAAGAUCUCACCGAGGUCUCGCUGCUCUUCCGGGCACUCUCGUGGGUGCACAAGGCAUCGCAGGACCUGCGCGUGCGGGAGUACGUCAUGCAGAGCGUGGAAACAAUCCACGCCCAGUACCCAGAGAACGUCGAUACGCUCGGAACGCACAGUGUCACGGACUGGUGCAUCCUGUGGGCGCUGCAGGCCGGCGCCAUUCGGCACCCUGAAGGGGCCCUCAUCGCAACUGAAAACGAUGACUGCGGGGCUAUUGCCGUCCAGCGGCAGGUACGGGAUAUGUGGGUGCUCGAGCGGCUGAACAUUCUCGGAGAACAGCGGAACAUCGUGCGGACCAGGCAGCGAAUUCACUACGGAGCAGUCAACCUCGGCGUCCCUGCCGACGACGCACCUCUCCUCGCCGACCUCGUCGCCGCGGACCUCAAAUCUGCAGUCGCCAACCUACUAUCUGUGUCUGAGUCGGAUAUGGAACGCCCCACCUUUCCCGUCUUCGGUCGCAUCGCCUUGGAGAGGCUCUUCUGUGUACUGGCAUGCAUGAGUACGAGCAGGGUAUUUUCUAUUCGCGACGGCCAUCUGCAUGGCAUUCGCGAGCUGCUCUGUCGGAAGGAGAGCGCGCAGCUGGUUGACACAGCCUUGCCCGGCCUCCGGUCUUCUGCUCUCAUGGUUGCAUGUUGCUUCGCGAAGGUCACCUCGGAUGACAGACAGCUAUCAGUUAUUCUAGGAAACCGUCCUAUGUCUGCGCUAGACUAUGCACGACUGAUUCAGGACUACUACAAGGGCGAUAUCCAUGAUCACAACCCCGAAGACCUGGACAUAUUUGUCUUGCUUGCCUAUGAAUGGCUCCUGCACGUCGAUCUCCGCAUCGACCCGUCAGAAGUCCUCCAGCACACAUUUCCGAUCUUGCAAAAGAUGGCGCAUGCGGCCGAGUACGCUCUCCGGUGGAAAAUCCCCAACUGUGGAUGCUAUUUCCACCUGCCGUGGCUAGUUCGUCUCUGGCACAGUCGAUAUCGACACUUCCUGUACGCGGACAUCAGCGCACGCAAUUUCCAGAUGUAUCUGCGUUUAUUCCGCGCACUUGAGGCAUUGCAGGCCGACGGGCUCAUCACUGGUCCAGACCAGGAGCUAGUGCCAAAGCUGUUAGCGGCCGUUGACGACGACCAGACGCAGUCAGCCCUGGUAUUGUGA